Colletotrichum graminicola M1.001 is the source of this 1284-nucleotide messenger RNA. Its product is annotated as Cys/Met metabolism PLP-dependent enzyme. Lineage: Eukaryota; Fungi; Ascomycota; Sordariomycetes; Glomerellales; Glomerellaceae. The record is from RefSeq and is a predicted model, not a curated record. The transcript is spliced from 2 exons. Gene Ontology annotation, cellular component: cytoplasm. The coding region runs from base 1 to 1284 and encodes 427 amino acids. Gene Ontology annotation, biological process: transsulfuration. Gene Ontology annotation, molecular function: pyridoxal phosphate binding; carbon-sulfur lyase activity.
AUGUCUGGAGACAUCCCCGCGAACGGCACCUCGGCCGCUCCCGGGGCUGGGGCCGGCGGCGGCUCGGACCCGUUGAACGGCGUUAGCGGGCUGUCGCUUGCGACGCGCACCGUCCACGCCGACGACGGCAUCAGCGCCCACCGCGACGUCGCGCCGGCCAUGCACGUCUCCACGACGUUCAAGUACAGCCGCAACCCAGACGAGCUGCAGUCAGGGGGCAAUGUCGACCCCUUGGCCCCGGGCGACACACACAUCUACUCGCGCUACUCGGCCCCAAACACAACCCGCUUCGAGGCCAUCCUCACCUCGGUCCUCGGUGGGCCCUCGCUGACCUACUCGUCUGGCCUUUCGGCCUUCCACGCCAUGCUAGUCCACCUGAACCCGAAGCGCGUCGCCAUCGGCGGCGGCUACCACGGCUGCCACGGCGUCAUCAAGAUCCUUACCAAGCUCAACGGGCUGAAGCAGCUCGAGCUCGACGAGGCGUCGCUGGAGCAGCUGGAAGCUGGCGACGUGCUGCACGUCGAGACGCCGCUCAACCCGACGGGCGAGGCUCGCAAUCUGGCGUACUUCAAGGAGAUCGCGGAGCGCAAGGGGGCAUACCUCACUGUGGAUGCCACGUUCGCGCCGCCGCCGCUGCAGGACCCAUUCCGGCUCGGCGCGGAUAUCGUGAUGCACUCCGGGACCAAGUACUUUGGCGGCCAUUCGGACAUGUUGUGCGGCGUGCUGGCCGUCCACCCGAAGCACGCGGAGAAGUGGGUGCAGAACCUGUUCAUGGAGCGGUGCUUCAUCGGUGGCGUGAUGGGGAACAUGGAGGGUUGGUUGGGCGUGCGGUCGAUGCGGACGCUGGAGCUGCGUGUGGAGAGGCAGUCCCGCUCGGCGACGGAGCUCGUCCGCUGGCUCGACGGAGAGAUCCGGCGGAACCCCGCUGGCGUCGUGGGCAGCUUCGUCGACGGCGUCGUGCAUGCCAGCCUGCAGAAGGAGGACCUGGCGGAUGGUCAGGGGUGGCUGGCGAAGCAGAUGCCAGGAGGGUUUGGCCCCGUGUUCGCGAUCCUUCUCAAGGACGCUGAGGACGCCAGGAGGCUGCCGAGCAAGAUGGAGCUGUUCCACCAUGCGACGUCGCUGGGUGGUGUCGAGAGCCUGAUUGAGUGGCGCGCAAUGAGCGAUAGCGGAUGCGACAAGAGGCUGUUGAGGGUCAGCGUCGGCGUCGAGGGGUGGGAGGAUCUGAGAGAUGACUUGGUUCAGGGCUUCGAGCAGUUGGCGGAGGAGAAGAAGAAAAGGGCCUGA